Molecule: messenger RNA, 1527 nt
Organism: Drosophila virilis
Lineage: Eukaryota; Metazoa; Arthropoda; Insecta; Diptera; Drosophilidae
Product: proton-coupled amino acid transporter 1
Biological process (GO): amino acid transmembrane transport
Molecular function (GO): L-amino acid transmembrane transporter activity
Source: RefSeq, a predicted model, not a curated record
ACAACAACAACAGCAGCUGCCAAAAUGGAUGCAGAGGCCUCCAACAGACCCCAGGCCAGAGCUGCAUCUGUGCCAAGCACUGCGCAACCAAACCAGUGCUCCAAUUAUCCAAAGAUGACAACGACCGAAUCAGAAGAGACAACUGUCCAGGCAGCGGGCGCAACAGCAAUUGCAGCCCCAAAGGCGGAGGGGGAUUACCAUCCGCCCACAAGCUACCUGGAGACAAUUGUGCAUCUGUUCAAGGGCAACAUUGGACCAGGACUAUUUGCCAUGGGCGAUGCCUUCAAGAACGGUGGACUAAUUGUCGGGCCGCUGCUGACGAUCGUCAUCGCGGUGAUCAGCAUCCACUGUCAGCACGUGCUCAUCGCCUGCUCCCGGAAGAUGCGCGAUCUGCGCGGCGACGCAAUCUGUGCGGACUAUGCGGCGACUGUGGAGCAGUGCUUCGAGAAUGGGCCCAUCAAAUUGCGCGGCUGGUCGCGCACCAUGGGCCACCUGGUGGACAUAUUCAUCUGUGUCACCCAGCUGGGCUUCUGCUGCAUCUACUUUGUGUUCAUCAGCACCAACGUGAAGCAGAUCCUGCAAGCGUAUGGCAUUGACAUGGAUGUGCAUCUGGUGAUGCUGCUGGCCCUGGCACCGGUGCUGCUCAGCUCGCUGAUAACGAAUCUCAAAUGGCUGACGCCGGUAUCGCUAUUCGCGAAUGUCUGCAUGAUACUGGGACUGGCCAUAACGCUGUACUAUGCUCUGAAGGAUGGCCUGCCGGAGGUGAGGGAACGCGCCUACUGGACGAAUGGCUCCCAGCUGGCGCUCUUCUUCGGCACCGCCAUCUUUGCCUUCGAGGGCAUCGCCCUGGUGAUGCCGCUGAAGAACGCCAUGCGUAAGCCGCACCAGUUUGAGAGCACGCUGGGCGUGCUCAAUGUCGGCAUGUUCCUUGUCUCCGUCAUGUUCAUGUUCGCCGGCUCUGUCGGCUACAUGAAAUGGGGCGACCACGUUGGCGGCAGUCUAACGCUCAAUCUUGGCGAUACCAUCCUGGCGCAGGCGGUCAAGCUGAUGGUCUCCAUGGGCGUCCUGCUCGGCUAUCCACUGCAGUUCUUUGUCGCUGUCCAGAUCAUGUGGCCCAGCGCCAAGCAGAUGUGCGGCCUGGAAGGCCGUGCCCUCAACGGGGAGCUCAUCUUCCGCAGCCUGCUGGUGCUCGUGACGCUGGCCAUUGCGGAACUGGUGCCCGCCUUGAGUCUGUUCAUCUCGCUAAUUGGCGCGCUCUGCUCCACGGCAUUGGCCCUGGUCUUUCCGCCUGUCAUCGAGCUGAUUGCGCGCAGCGAGCCGAACAAGGGGCCAGGCAUUUGGAUUUGCCUCAAGAAUCUCAUCAUUCUCGUUCUGGCGCUGUUGGGCUUCUUCACCGGCUCCUACGAGAGCCUCAAGGAGAUUGUCAAGCACUUUGGCGAGGAGGAGCAGCACUAGCUCUUCGCUCCGGGCGACUAGCACGUUCUCAAGCAUCUGGCUCAAAUAGCCAUAACCUAUAUAUAUAUAUAU